UUCGCGGAAGGCUGUAGUUAUAUUGUACUAGGUAGAUAUAGUAUUGCACCCGUGAGACUCGCGAGAUGCUAAGUGUGCGGUGUCUGAAAAUAGAGCUUUUGCCUGCGUACAAUAAGGGAUAUGAUAAGAAGGUUCGAGAUCCUAUGUUAGAAACGGCUUUAAUUAAAAUACCUCUAUCACCGGGGUAUUUAUUCGAUCCGGAAAGUUUUACAUUCAUUUUGGAAGCAGCUGGAGGAGUGCGUAAAGUAUUUUGGCCAUUAAAUAAGGAUGGCAAAACUGCAAACUCUUCACUUAGAGCACAUAGAUUUUCAAGCCCACGCUCGCGUCGCGCCGUUCGAGCCACAACAAAUUGCCAUCGCAUGAUAAUCCAUCUCACAACUAUCGAGAUCAAGCUCGUAAUGCGAUGAUACAUA
This is a messenger RNA of Chilo suppressalis (striped riceborer), 413 nucleotides long. The record is from the annotation of a GenBank genome assembly. NCBI's taxonomy places the organism in Eukaryota, Metazoa, Arthropoda, Insecta, Lepidoptera, Crambidae.